Parnassius apollo (apollo) is the source of this 1236-nucleotide messenger RNA. The record is from the annotation of a GenBank genome assembly. NCBI's taxonomy places the organism in Eukaryota, Metazoa, Arthropoda, Insecta, Lepidoptera, Papilionidae.
AUGCCGCAAAACGCGUCACCGCCAGGCAGGACUGGUGCUGGGGAUAUUUCGGAAAGAGAAUUAUCUAGGGAGCGCUACACGUUGACUUCAACACCCCCCGCUGGAUGCACUGAUCGCAGGCGCGUACAACCAGCUCACCCGAAGAAACAGCUGUACUCUGUCCCCGUUAACAAGUUCACAGCGCGGACCCACGCACCCAGUCCCAACCUGGAGCGCAUUAGGAGCUGUCUGGAGGAGUACCGAAGCCGAGGUCCGCUGCAGCCAACGAGGGUUACACACAAAGCCGCUUCUAUGGAGGACUUGACUCCAACCAAGAGGAUUUUAAAGGGGAGGAAGGACGGAACGCUGUCAACGGUGAGGUCCCCAGGACUUCGCAGUGCUGCAGAGCAGCGUGCUGCGGAGAGGGUGGGCAGGUUCAUGCUGCUGGCCGCCUGGCGCCGUCGCCGCCGCGACCUGCAUUGCCUGCGCACCACGCUUGAGCUGCAGGUGAGCAGCUCUGAGCGGCUUCGCGUGCAAGUUUGGGCGCUGAAAUCCCUGCUGGACUCAGACAACAGCAAGGUGCGCCUCGCCAUGAAGGAACUCGAGCGCCUUAAGCAGCUGCUCAAGGACAAGGAAAAGGAGAAGACGGUGCUCGAAAAGGAGAAACGAGCUCUCGAGGUCGAUGUCUGCGCAGCCGAAGACCGUGCUUCCGAGAUGAGCAUUGGCUGGCACAACUGUCGUAAUGAGCUGGAUGCUGUGAAAGCAUCUGCGAGUGCACUUGAGCGAGCGCUGUCUCUCCAGCGAGCUGCCGCUGCCGAUCUGCUCGCACAGCGCGACUGCGCUCAGCACAGGGUGGGUGAAAUGGAGGCAGAGUUAUCGCGACGACAAUCCCUGUUGUCGUCAGCGGAGGCUGAAGUGUGCAAGUUGCGGCGCGAGGCCGAGAGCAAGCAGAGGGCGCUCGACUGGACCACGCGGAGGCUGAAGAUGGAACACGAUGCGGGUGUGAAGUGCGAGGGCGCGAAGCGUCGGCUAGCGGUGCGCCUGGCGCGCGCGCGGCGCGAGCUGGUGCACCGCACGCAGCACGCCGAGCAGCUCACCGCACAGCUCACCGAACAGCUUGCCGCGCACCGCACCUACUUCUGGUGCCCCGCACCACUGCUCAGGAUAUUGGAUGCGGCGAAAAACUUACUCCGUUAUCCGACUUCCCUGCACGAGGCUAUCAUCUGGUCGCUCAUACCGGCACGACACGGCUGUUAA